AUGUGCAAGAGGUCCUUCUACCACUUUACUACUAGUGGCUCUCCUAAUACCACGGCAAAGUUUAAUAUAUAUAGUAACCAGGCUCACCGCGCCACUCCCCACUCGCAGCCCCGUGCCUCGCUCCUCUCCGACAUCAGCCCUACAGAGACGGAACGGUGCAUCGAGUCUCUAAUUGCUGUUUUCCAAAAGCAUGCUGGAAGGGACAGUAACAACAGCAAACUCUCCAAGGCCAAGUUCCUUAUCUUCAUGAAUACAGAGCUGGGUGCCUUCACAAAGAACCAGAAGUACCCUGGUGUCCUUGACCGCAUGAUGAAGAAACUGGACCUCAACUCUGAUGGGCAGCUAGAUUUCCAAGAAUUUCUUAAUCUUAUUGGUGGCCUGGCCAUAGCUUGCCAUGACUCGUUUAUUAAGUCUACCUCUUCCCAGAAGUAA
Orcinus orca (killer whale) is the source of this 432-nucleotide messenger RNA. RefSeq names its product protein S100-A11-like. Lineage: Eukaryota; Metazoa; Chordata; Mammalia; Artiodactyla; Delphinidae. Bases 1 to 432 code for a protein of 143 amino acids. The transcript is spliced from 2 exons. Gene Ontology annotation, cellular component: cytoplasm. Gene Ontology annotation, molecular function: calcium ion binding; calcium-dependent protein binding. Gene Ontology annotation, biological process: regulation of cell population proliferation. The record is from RefSeq and is a predicted model, not a curated record.